Suncus etruscus (white-toothed pygmy shrew) is the source of this 390-nucleotide messenger RNA. RefSeq names its product follicle stimulating hormone subunit beta (gene FSHB). The coding region runs from base 1 to 390 and encodes 129 amino acids. Gene Ontology annotation, molecular function: hormone activity. The transcript is spliced from 2 exons. The record is from RefSeq and is a predicted model, not a curated record. Gene Ontology annotation, cellular component: cytoplasm; extracellular region. NCBI's taxonomy places the organism in Eukaryota, Metazoa, Chordata, Mammalia, Eulipotyphla, Soricidae. Gene Ontology annotation, biological process: G protein-coupled receptor signaling pathway.
AUGAAGUCAAUCCAGUUUUGCUUCCUCUUCUGUUGCUGGAAAGCUCUCUGCAGCUACAGCUGUGAGCUGACCAAUAUCACAAUCACGGUGGAGAAGGAGGAAUGCCGCUUCUGCAUCAGCAUCAACACCACCUGGUGUGCCGGCUACUGCUUCACCAGGGAUCUGGUGUACAAGGACCCGACCCGACUCAACAUCCAGAAAACAUGUACCUUCAAGGAGCUAGUGUAUGAGACAGUGAAAGUACCUGGCUGUGCUCAGCAUGCAGACUCCCUCUACACCUAUCCAGUUGCCACUGAGUGUCACUGCGGCAAGUGUGACAGUGACACUACUGACUGUACUGUCCGAGGCCUGGGACCAAAUUACUGCUCCUUCAAUGAACUAAAAGAGUAA